This is a messenger RNA of Drosophila mojavensis, 2122 nucleotides long. Its product is annotated as cytochrome b5-related protein. The coding region runs from base 179 to 1510 and encodes 443 amino acids. Gene Ontology annotation, cellular component: mitochondrion. Lineage: Eukaryota; Metazoa; Arthropoda; Insecta; Diptera; Drosophilidae. Gene Ontology annotation, biological process: lipid metabolic process. The record is from RefSeq and is a predicted model, not a curated record. The transcript has 4 exons.
UCAUAAACAAAGCAGACGCCGAGUCGAAUAGGUUCUGCGGGGAAACAGACCGGUUUUAUCAUUGCAUUAAUUAACCGCUUGGACUUCGAUUAACUUAAUAUAUAUAUAUAUAUAUAAAUCAAAUAUAUAAAACACUUGGGGUGGGUGGGCUGUAAUUUAACAGCCAAAUCUGUGAAAAAUGGCUCCCAAUCAGAAGCUGGCUGAGCUGGAGGCUUGGCGUGUAUCUGGCAUAACCCGUACAUAUCCCAGCUAUCGCAGAGAGUGGCCCAUCAGUGAAGAGAGCUGGCUGGAGGGAAAACACAGCGACGAUGCAGCCGAAGGUCUAUGGCGUAUCAAAGAUAAGCUCUACGAUCUGACGGAUUUUGCUCGACGACAUCCGGGCGGCGCUUUCUGGAUAGAACGGACAAAGGGCACCGAUAUAACCGAACCCUUCGAGUCACAUCACAUCGAGGAACACGCUCAACGAAUGCUCAGCAAGUUCGAGGUGCGAUCAGCUGCUCAGCCGAGAAAUUAUAGAUUUACGCUGGAAGAGAAAGGUUUCUACUUGACCUUAAAGCGACGAGUGCAAGAGAAGCUGCGCCAACUGAACUAUCGACCCAGCCAUAAAACAGAUCUCCUACACACCGGCAUCCUGAUCUCUCUGCUGUUCUUCAGCUGGGCUGGCACUGCCUUCAACUCCCUGCCACUGCGUGCCCUUGCGGGUCUGUCGCUCUGCUGGCUCUCGACAUCGGCUCACAACUACUUCCAUCAGCGGGACAAUUGGCGCAUGUAUAGCUUCAAUCUGCUGCUGCUCAACUGCAACAGCUGGCGCAUCUCGCACGCCUUGUCCCAUCACGUCUAUCCCAAUUCGUUGCACGAUCUGGAGAUGUCGCUCUUCGAGCCCUUCCUCUGCUGGGUGCCCAGUCGGCACUAUGCGAGCAGAGUGCAGCGCGUGAUCUCUGUGCUGAUAUCGCCUUUUAUAUAUACAGUUAUGAGUCUGGUGCAGUUUACCGAGCGACUGGUCUACUCGCUGCUCAAACGGAACGUCAUGUACUGGCACGAUCUGCUGGGCUUCACGCUGCCCGUCUUUCUCUAUGCAUCCACAAAUGCUGAUCUCAGCUCUGUGAUCUUUAGUUGGUUGAUUAUCCUCGGCAUGGGCAGCUUUCUAUUUGGCUUCAUUGGCUUGACAGCGGCUCAUCAUGAUCCUCGCAUCUACCACGACGGCGAUGCGCCACGACCCGAUCGCGAUUGGGGUCUCUUUCAGCUCGACACGAUCAUCGAUCGUGGCGACAUCAAGUGGUCCGAUUUGCUGGUGCUCACGCACUUUGGCGAACACGCACUGCAUCACAUGUUCCCCACCUUGGAUCACGGCGUGCUGCGACAGCUCUACCCGGAGCUACAGCAAACCCUGAGGGAAUUCAAGUCGGAGCUACGUGAAAUGAGCCAUUGGGGCCACAUUAAGGGGCAAACACAGCAGCUGCUGCGCAUGGAAACGAAUCCCAUUCCGCCGGGCAGCAAGAAAGGUGAAUAGUUUAUGAGCCAAGUUAAAGUGUUGUACAGGUAUUUGGGUGUACUAUGGCCUAUUAAAUAUAUGUAUAUAGUUUUUUUUUAUAUGCAGAGUGUAAACGAGUUUUAUGUGCCGCAAUUAAAAACUAUCUCGGUUUUAUAUACUAUUAAUCAGCGGUGCCAAGGAAGUUGAUAAAAGAAAGCUUUGCUCUCUGUAUUCCCCUGAAUCUCUCUCUCUCUCUCUCUCUCUCUCUCUCUUAUUUUUAUAUAUUACAAGUUAUUAGCUUUACUUGCAUACAAAUAGUGAAGAGAGUAAAUUAGCGUAACUUAAAAGCUUGACGGCUCUUCUAAUUGUGUCACGGCGCAGUCGAAAUUACAUAAUUUCAAUAAGUGCUUAACAUUUGUCUAAUCGUUAAAAUUUAGUUAUAUGGCGAUAAUGCCAAGAAAGAGAAUGGCGAGUGUGGGCGACUGGAAUAUACCCUGCAAUUAAUGAACAUAUAAUGAACAUAUGACAUCUUAUAUUACUCGAUAACUUAAAAUUUGUGGAUGGGGUCUAUAAGAUAUAUACCAUAGUUGCAUUUAUUGAAUAAAUUUUGGGAAAAUAAAUGAAUAUAUUAUUUAUUUAUUUAGCUUUUUA